UUGCCUAUUCACGCCAUUCCUUGGAACCUCACCCCCGUGAAUAACUGGUUUACUGUAUUGCUGUGUCUUUCAUUUGGAUAUACAUAACUGUAGACCACCAGUCAAUAGAUAUGUUAGAACAGUACUGAACUGUACUGUAUAGUUUUGUGUUUUGUGAACAUUAAUUCUAUUUCAUGUGCCUAAAUGCAGGAUCGGCGGGGACACCACACACCAAGUAACAAGACAUCUGAGGAAGAGGUUGACUUUGUGAUUCGACACAUCUUAUCAAUGAAACCUGUGAGGGAUGAGGCACUCUGUGCCUUCUCUGGCAAUCAGCUUCAGGGAUUGCCUCAGGGUCAAAUCACUGCUGAAGUGACUGGAGGAAAAGAAUUAUCUGUGAAGAAAAUGUAUGAAUUGUACAAAAGAUUAUGUCAAGAAGAGGGGAGGGCCCCUGUCAGCCUCUGGGUGUAUCGGCAUAUUGAGAAGUCAAGAGUUCAUCAGGAAAACAAUGAUAGAAAUUAUGAGACAUUAAAAAAAAGGGAUUUUGUUCAUUCCAAAACUCAGACAGUGUCAAAUACCAUUGAGUAUAAACCUUUAACAAAUAAUUCAAACUUGUGUAAUGGUGUUUCAUCUGAACUCCAAGAACAUGUGACUGACUCAAUAAAUGUAACAACAGAAAUAAAUAUAAGGAAAAAGAAAAAAGUAGGAGAUAAUGGUGCAUUAAUGUCACGAAAGGAUAGAAAAGCAAAGAGGAACAGUGGUGCAGCUUAUUUCACAGCAUCAGGAAAGCUUAAGAAAGAAAAGCUUUAUGUUGACAAGGAGUGUGGCUGUAAAUAUAGAUGCAUCCCAGAGAUGGGAACACCAGAGAGUAGGAAAAAGAUCUUUGACUGUUUCUGGAAGUUAGCAGACUUUUCAAAACAGAACACAUAUAUAGCACAGAAGGUGGCGCUGGUCCCCAUCAUGCAGAAAGAUGAAGAAAAAGUGAUAGAAAAGUUUACAAGGACUUAUACCAGGAUUUACAAUGUACAGUUGAAGCCAGAUGAAGAGCCUCUUCGUGUGUGUAAAAUGGCUUUCCUUCAGCUACAUGGGUUAUCCAAUGGCAGGGUGGAUCGUGUGUUGCAAGCUGUGGCCUGCCAGUCUCCAUUUGCUCUUAAAGAUCGGCGAGGACACCACUCACCCAAAAACAAGACCCAAGAAGAGGACAUUAACUACGCUUGUUGUCACAUCAGGUCAUUUCCUACUGAGUAUCACAACAGCGAAGCCAACGCCACCGGUAGACUGUAUCUUCCUCAUGACCUCAACGUUGAAAAGAUGUACCGUAUGUAUAAGGAGCAGUGUGUGAGAGAUGACAGGGUUCCCAUCGGCAGUUUUGUUUACAGGAAGAUUUUGAAGGAAAGAUUCAACUGCUUCAUUAAGUCCCCAGCCAACAAGACUUCAGAGGAAGACUUGCAGUAUGCCUAUCAACAUAUCCAGUCUUGUUCACCAGAAUUAACAGGUCCCCAGAAAGAUGCUGGUUCUGGAAUGCAGUCAAACCUGAGCUGCACAUCGCAGGAAACUAGUGUAAAGAAACUACACAUAGCCUAUAUAGAGAAGUGUUUACAAGAAGGAAAGAAGCCUGUUGGUAUUGAUGUAUACAGGAAAAUAUUCAACUCUAAGUUCCGUCUCAAACAAGACCUCAGUUAACCCCAGUAAAUAAAUUUGUAAGUAGAUGAUAGGCAUUUGUUAUUCUGUAUGUAAGUAUUGUAAUGGCAAACCAUUUUUAGCUUUAUUGUCUUUCAUUAGGAUUAACAGGAUUACCGGUAAGUCAUGAAGAAAGUGAAUACAGUAUUUUUAUUAUAUUUUACUUACUAGUAAUUACUACUUCACAGUUACUUCAGUUUUGUCAGUUGUUGUCAACUUGAGUUAACUCCUUUACAUUCUUUGUUAGAGAUAUGAUUAUGGGUUUAGGGUUGCCCUAUGUACUGGUAGGUCAAUAACAGGAGCACCGUUUACAUUUAUAACUUUAUUUUCAAUUGACAAUAAAAUUUUCAAGAAGACAAUAUCAAGAACAUAUGUACAGUCAGCCAUAGAUGCACUGACCCCACCCUGGAUCUCGUGCUGGCAAUACUUGGUAAAGGAAGGCUGCAUGUAAAGGUGAUUGUGAUUGGUGGGUAACAUUUUUAUAAUACUCAGUCAGUCAGAACACCGAGAUAAGAGAGCCGUGGCUCUGAGGUGAACAAGGAGAUUUAGUGCAAGGUAUAGUUAUGAAGUGGGAAGUACAGAAGAAGAAUGAUAGCAGGUGGGCUUUCCACCUUGCGUCCCUCAGUCCUCCAGGGGCAAGGGAGGUUAGAUGAACUAAGCUAAGCUAGUUUAAAGUGCGAUCCAAGGGAAUGUGCUGUUUUAGGGUUUGUUGGAGGGUCCCUUCAGGUCCUUGUGUUGCUGAAGGGAUGUUCCUCAUCUUUUGUAAUUGGGGGGGGGGUCCCAUCAGGUCCUUGUGUAACUGGCAGGAUAGUCCCGAUCUUUUAGGUUAUAUGAGUGGUGUUAUUCUCUCGCGUAUGAUGGUUCCGGGCUGAUUCUCUUAAUGUUGAUGCUUCUUGGCCACCAGCUGUGUGAUAUAUUGUUGUUUGCCUGUAAUAGUUCCUGUAAAAUAGGGUCUUGUGUUCAGUGUAGUGUGUCCCAUACCGCUUUUACUUGUUUGUGUGUUCUUAUGUUAAUUGUGUCUAUGUUAUGUUCGAUGUGUAUGUCUCGUAUUUUUUGACUGUAUGGCGGCCUUUGUUUUACUGCUCUUCUUAGUGCUGUA
Homarus americanus (American lobster) is the source of this 2758-nucleotide messenger RNA. RefSeq lists its product as uncharacterized. The coding region runs from base 184 to 1662 and encodes 492 amino acids. Lineage: Eukaryota; Metazoa; Arthropoda; Malacostraca; Decapoda; Nephropidae. The transcript is spliced from 5 exons. The record is from RefSeq and is a predicted model, not a curated record.